GUCGCUCUCUCUGGGGAAGGGCGCCCCCAGAGCAAGCCGGGUCCUUCCCGCCUGAAAAUUGGUUGCCCCCUAAGAACAGGCGGGGUGGGGGGGAUUUGCCAAUCAAGACGCCUCUGCUUCCAAGCAUCCUUUUGGAAAAACAUCACGCCGAGAUUUUCGUGGCGUUUUGCUUCUCGCAAACCCUCCUGGUGGGGGAGCAGGUAUCGGCCUUCUGUAUUUUUAGUAUUUGGAUGUGGUAUUUGUAAAAACAUUGGCGUUUUCUGCUUCUUGUAAGAAAUUUUGGCUGUAAUUCUUUGUUCUCGUGGCAAUUUCUAUUACUUUCACUUUGUUUCUGCUUUCACUGUAACUUAAUGUAACUGCUAAAUGCAACUGCCUCGGGCCUCUCCUGGACGCUGCCCUUUGUCCACUUUGCCCGACCUCAGGCUGCCCACCGAAGUGGUUUGGCGCUACACGGAACAGGGUGAGCGUGUGCGAGUCUCCGUCCGGACGGGCAGAAUCAUCCCCAAACCCAUCGAGCAGAGAGAAGACGGCAUCGUCCCUGAGCUGUGGGUCGACGGACCAAAGGACACUUCAACCAAGGAUGCCCUGGAGAAGACCUACGCUCCCUCCCUGAAGACGUUCCAAGAGGAAAUUAUGGAGAUGAUGGGAAUCGUAGAGACACGUCGGCACAGGAAGUCCUACUGGUAUUAAGGCUUCUGCUCCCUCCGAGCCCAUUCUCACUUCUGACGGCCUUAUAGAAGAUCCUCCCCUCACUCCUGGCACGCGUGCGAGGCUGCCCUGCUUUGGGGUGUUCUUCCUUCUCCAGGGAGGGGGCUACCGCAGUGCAGUUAGGGGGAAUCAGAGGAGCUCUGCGUUCACAUGGGUGUUAAAGGGCUGUCCUUUAUCAAAGAAUAAGAGGCAAUCAAUAAUAAAUAUCCUUUAUAGAAAAA
Messenger RNA from Python bivittatus (Burmese python), 929 nucleotides. The record is from RefSeq and is a predicted model, not a curated record. NCBI's taxonomy places the organism in Eukaryota, Metazoa, Chordata, Lepidosauria, Squamata, Pythonidae.